This is a messenger RNA of Striga hermonthica, 1776 nucleotides long. The record is from the annotation of a GenBank genome assembly. Lineage: Eukaryota; Viridiplantae; Streptophyta; Magnoliopsida; Lamiales; Orobanchaceae.
AUGCAUUCUCCCCAGAAAAGGCUUUUCUCGGAUUAUGCAUUCCCAAACAGGGGUCUUGCCUGGAAUGCUAUUUGUGCGGGGAAAGAUUUCUACAAUAUUCACCUCAGAACUUAUUCAGCAAGGUUUAACACAAUGGCCCAUCUUGCCAAAAUUGCUUGGAAGAGGCUCUUACAAGUGUCGUUACAUGAUGGUAGUACAGCUCGUCUAGGUAUAAGCAGGAUUGCUCGGGCUGUUAGUUUGGGUUUUUCCCAUUCUUCCAUGACUGUUCCCGGUAUAUUUUCUCUCAUGUUUGGAACACGUUUGGCCUAUGCCCAAUCUGCUUCUUCAAGCUCACCUGUUGUAAUGCAGCCAAGGAAUGCAUUGUACGUGGGUGCUCAAGACAGCCAUCUUUUUUUCACCCGAUUGGUAUUCUCUAUAUUCCAAGGCAUUUUCUUGCUGAUCAGGGCUUUUCAACUGGCUUUGCUGUUCACCCCGAGCAUCAUCAUGGCCCCGUUUGCUGACAAUUUCGGGCCUCAUUUCAGGAAACUGUGGCUCCAGGUCGUCCACCAGACCCUUGAGCGGGCUGGGCCGGCAUUCAUCAAGUGGGGCCAGUGGGCCGCCACGCGGCCGGACCUGUUCCCCGGAGAUCUGUGCACCGAGCUGUCCAAGCUCCACAUGAAAGCCCCAGAACACAGUUUUUUCUACACGAAGAAGACGAUCGAGAGGGCCUUCGGCCGGAAGAUCACCGAGAUUUUCGACAACUUUGAGGAAAAGCCCGUAGCUUCCGGAAGCAUAGCCCAGGUGCACCGAGCCUCGUUACGGGCCCGGUACCGUGGCCGUGAAAGCAAGCCGAUGCUUGUUGCUGUCAAGGUUAGGCAUCCGGGGGUGGGGGAGUCCAUAAAGAGGGAUUUUGAGAUAAUUAAUUUAGUUGCAAAGAUCUCGAGCUUUGUCCCCGCUCUGAAUUGGCUGAGGCUGGAUGAGAGCGUGAAGCAGUUUGGGGUUUUCAUGAUGUCCCAAGUGGAUCUUGCUCGUGAGGCUGCACACUUAAGCCGUUUCAUAUACAAUUUCCGGAGUUGGAGAGACGUGUCUUUCCCGAAGCCCGUUUAUCCUUUGGUGCAUCCGGCUGUUCUAGUCGAGACUUUUGAGCAUGGUGAGAGUGUUGCUAGGUAUGUGGACGAGCUCGAGGGAAAUGAACGAAUUAAAAGAUCCCUUGCACACAUUGGGACCCACGCGCUACUGAAGAUGCUCUUGGUGGACAACUUUGUUCAUGCAGACAUGCACCCAGGGAAUAUCCUUGUCCGUGUGCCUCAGAGCAAGUCCUCUCGUAAAAAACUCUUCAAAACCAAGCCUCACGUCAUCUUCAUUGAUGUGGGCAUGACUGCCGAGCUCUCGAAAAACGAUCGUAUUAAUCUGCUCGGAUUUUUCAAAGCUGUUGCCCGUAGAGAUGGCCAAACUGCAGCCGAGUGCACGCUCAGGUUAUCAAGGAAACAAAACUGCCCAGAGCCAGAGGCCUUCAUUCAGGAAGUAAAAAACUCGUUUGAUUUUUGGGGCACGCCGGAAGGGGAUUUGGUGCAUCCUGCCGAUUGCAUGCAUCAACUGCUUGAGAAAGUUCGGAGGCAUAAAGUGAACAUAGAUGGCAAUGUUUGCACCGUGAUGGUUACUGUUUUAGUCCUUGAGGGCUGGCAGCGGAAGCUCGAUCCAGAUUAUGACGUGAUGCAUACGCUACAAACACUGCUACUGAAAGCCGACUGGGCAAAAUCACUUUCUUAUACAAUCGAAGGACUUAUGGCUCCUUGA